Anarrhichthys ocellatus (wolf-eel) is the source of this 1769-nucleotide messenger RNA. It is a transcript of the gene bambia, whose product is annotated as BMP and activin membrane-bound inhibitor (Xenopus laevis) homolog a. Bases 331 to 1107 code for a protein of 258 amino acids. Gene Ontology annotation, biological process: positive regulation of canonical Wnt signaling pathway; transforming growth factor beta receptor signaling pathway; negative regulation of transforming growth factor beta receptor signaling pathway. The transcript is spliced from 3 exons. NCBI's taxonomy places the organism in Eukaryota, Metazoa, Chordata, Actinopteri, Perciformes, Anarhichadidae. Gene Ontology annotation, molecular function: frizzled binding. The record is from RefSeq and is a predicted model, not a curated record.
CUCUCGGCUUGAAGAAGAAUACGCUGUGUUUUUCGUUUUCCUCAUGUAAUGUCGGACCGCUUUUAAAAAAGAAACACAAACUUUUCUGUCUCCAUGCGGGAGAGGAAACACUUCGGAGUGGGUUUUGCUACUUUUUCGUUUGUUCCAGUUGGGAUUGUGUGAGCUGUCGCGUUUCAGUGCUGUCGCGUUUCAGUGCGGGAAUGACUCACUUUUCGCCGUAGCUCCAUGUAAAUCUUUUCUUUUUUUUUGUUGUCGCCCAGCGGACUCUCUGCCGCUGCUACUGGAUAUACGAGGACGUUUUUUUUUUUUUUGCGCAGUACUUUGCUGUAAAUGGAGCGCCAGUCCAGUUUCAUUUCCAUUUGGCUACAACUGGAGCUCUGCGCCAUGGCUGUGCUUCUCACUAAAGGAGAAAUACGGUGCUACUGCGACGCGCCGCACUGCGUGGCCACCGGCUACAUGUGCAAGUCUGAGCUGAACGCCUGCUUCACCAAGGUCCUGGACCCGCUCAACGGAAACUCCCCCCUCACCCACGGGUGUUUAGACCCCGUCGCCAACGCGGCGGACAUCUGCGGGAGCAGCUCCGGGGCCGCCGACGUCCUCGCCGGGGCCUCUGCACUGGAGUGUUGUCACGACGACAUGUGCAACUACAGAGGCCUGCACGACCUGGCGCACACCAGGGACUCGACAGAUCACAGCCGGUACCAGCCCGACGGCGGCAACAGGAACCUGGUGACCCGGGUCCAGGAGCUGGCCUCGGCCAAGGAGGUCUGGUUCCGGGCGGCGGUGAUCGCUGUCCCGAUCGCCGGCGGCCUCAUCCUGGUGCUGCUGAUCAUGCUGGCGCUGCGGAUGCUGCGCAGCGAGAACAAGCGGCUGCAGGACCAGCGGCAGCAGAUGCUGUCGCGGCUCCACUACAGCUUCCACGGCCACCACACCAAGAAGGGCCACGUGGCCAAGCUGGACCUGGAGUGCAUGGUGCCCGUCACGGGCCACGAGAACUGCUGCCUGACCUGCGACAAGAUGAGGCAGGCCGACCUGGGCAACGACAAGAUCCUGUCCCUGGUGCACUGGGGGAUGUACAGCGGCCACGGCAAGCUGGAGUUUGUAUGACUCCCGCCAGGAGCUACGUGACUGUCAGGACCGCCUCUUCGCUGUCGGCUUCUGCUUCUGUUUAAAAGACAUUCCCAUGUUUUUGUUUUUUCCAUUGGACUUUUGGGUUGCUGGUUCUUUUCAACCAGUGGCGGAAAGAAAAUACGAGACUGAUCUCAUGCCGUGUUUAUUUUUUAUUUUUUUUGCUAGAGGAGCACUUUACUUGAAAAAAUGAAAGGCAGAGCAACAAGGAGCUGUAUUUAAAAGUGGAGACGGGCAGAACUGAGGUGGAGCGAGAGCUCCGUCACUGCUCCGGAGGAUCCUGGACUUUCACACUGAGCGCUGAAGGAUUCCAAAUCUGUCUUAUUUGCACAUUUGUAAAAAAACAAAACAAGUUGUUGCUUAAAACACAAAUUUUACACUGACGCCAGGGUACAAAAAAGUGUUUGACUGUUGGUGCGCACACUCCUCCUGUGUACGUUUUCACGAUUCAAGCUUAUUGUAAAGAUUUGAAAAAGAAAAAAAAAAAAAAAAAUUAUAUAUAUAUAAUUUUUUUUUUUUUUUUGUCUGAUGAAACUGACCGGUGUGUGUCUUGUUCUGGGUGAAUGUCCAACAUCUCUCUCUGUGAUCAGACUAUAAGCUUGAAUGUGAGUGUGAAAGAAAAAAAACUUCCAUUAAAAUGA